Molecule: messenger RNA, 540 nt
Organism: Procambarus clarkii (red swamp crayfish)
Lineage: Eukaryota; Metazoa; Arthropoda; Malacostraca; Decapoda; Cambaridae
Source: RefSeq, a predicted model, not a curated record
AUGCAAGAUGGCAGACCACCACUGAAGGAUGGCAGACCACCACUGCAGGAAGGCAGGCCCCUACUGCAGGAUGGCAGACCACCACCGCUGGAUGGCAGAACACCACUGCAAGAGGGCAGACCACCUCUGCAGGAUGGCAGACAACCACUGCAGGAUGGUAGACCACUACUGCAGGAUUGCGGACCACCACAGCAAGAGGACAGACCACCACUGCAGGCUGGCAAGCCACAACUGCAGGAAGGCAGACCACCACUGCAGGAAGGCAGGCCUCACCUGCAAGAUGGCAGGACAACUCUGCAGGAUGGCUGGCCACCACGGCAGGAAGGCAGACCGCCACUGCAGGGUGGCAGGCCAGUACUGCAGGAUGGCAGAACACCACUGCACGAUGGCAGACCACCACUGCAGGAUGGCAGGCCACCACUGCAGGGUAGCAGACCAACACUGCAGGAAGGCAGGCCACCACUGCAGGAUGGCAGGCCACCACUGCACGAUAACAGACCACUACUUCAAGAGGGCAGACCGCCACUGCAGGGUGGCUGA